AUGACUACUCCAAGCCCAACCCGUGAGAAAGCCACUAAUCGGCGCUACUACAUUAAACAGAAAUGCCGAGCAAAAGAACUUUUGACGGGUCGCCCUGUUCCAAAAACCAUCCUUCCGAAUCUUACACAUCAGCUAGAGAAGUCAGAGGGCUAUGAUGACUGGGAGAGAGAAGUGAGGUCAAUUCUGGGCAAGUACAUGCUGCUAACCCUUUUGGACUCCAAAAUCCCCCGCUCAGAGCACGAAAACAAUGGAACAAAGGCUUGGUCUCUAGUAUCCAAGAGUGUUGGUGGUUGGCUACGCGACAAUGUGAGCAAUAAAGUCAACUCUCAACUUGACGAAAGAGAUGGCACCCCUACACUCGCUCAUGAGAUCUGGGACAACAUUCGAAACCAAAUGACAGGAUACAACCCGCAUGCCGACCUGGAAAUGUGGAAAUCAUACACAGAGAUGACCGCCAGCGACUAUCCCGAAACAUCGACCUUUGUGCGGGAAGUACUUACGAGGGCAGCGGCGUUGAAUGAGCAGAAGAUUCACCAGUCACCUUACUUUAUCCUUUUGAAGAUUCUCGAUGGCUUGAGCGCUCAACAUUCUAAUCAGAAAAUUCGCAUUUUGAACACUUUGAAGCACAAUCAAGGUCCAAACGAUAUCACCCCCGACAAGCUACAAGAAAUGGCGAACGAAAUCAUGCACGAGCUUCAGGAUGAAGAAAGCAAGGCGCAAACCACAAGUCUCGUUGAUGGUACCAUGAAGUUGAAUAUUCUUGCAACAUAA
This is a messenger RNA of Penicillium malachiteum, 771 nucleotides long. RefSeq lists its product as uncharacterized. NCBI's taxonomy places the organism in Eukaryota, Fungi, Ascomycota, Eurotiomycetes, Eurotiales, Aspergillaceae. The record is from RefSeq and is a predicted model, not a curated record. The coding region runs from base 1 to 771 and encodes 256 amino acids. The transcript has a single exon.